Messenger RNA from Cornus florida, 1026 nucleotides. RefSeq lists its product as uncharacterized. Bases 1 to 1026 code for a protein of 341 amino acids. The transcript has 2 exons. The record is from RefSeq and is a predicted model, not a curated record. NCBI's taxonomy places the organism in Eukaryota, Viridiplantae, Streptophyta, Magnoliopsida, Cornales, Cornaceae.
AUGAAGCAACACGCUGAAGAGCGUCUCCAGGCUUUCCUAACCAGGUUUAACCUUACCAAGAGCAUGGUUAUUGAAUGCCAUCCUUCAACGGCAGUUCAAGCAUUCAUUCUGGCUAUGAAUCGUGGCACCCCGUUCCACACAAGUUUGGUGGUCAACACGCCGAGGACUAUGGAUAAACUCAACGAAAGAGCCGAUGGAUUUGUACGCUUGGAAGAAGAAGAGGCGGCAAACGCUCGGAAGACAUCCGUUAUAUCCACGGAAGAAAAGACCAAAGCAAAGAUCAGGCAAAAACAGGUCCAACCGCAACGCUCCUCGUGGAAAUCUGAGAAGAGGCCCAGAGAGGAAGAGCUGAUUACUCCAUUGAAAGUUACCCUAAACCGGCCAAUGGAGCAUGUGAAGAAGAAUCAGAAGUCGAAUUCUCACAACACGCAACCAGUUCGAGUAAUUAAUGCAAUUCACAGUCGGCCAGAACCUGCUGAGGAAUCAGAUGAAUUGCUUCGAACACGCCUUCGUCAGGCACGGAUGAAGAGAAGGAUAGGCAGUGUAAACACUCUGCACCAGCAGAGCGCAUCAAAGCAGAUAAAGUUUGACGUGAUAGACUUGUUGCGUGUUCAGAUCCCUCACAAGGACCCGCUGGUCAUAAGUUUGACAGUGGCCAAAUGCUUGGUGCGCAGAGUUCUAAUUGACCCUGGAAGUAGUGCGAACAUCGUGCCAAGAGAUACAUUCGAUCGGCUCGAGAUCAAACAGGAUCAGCUAAAAUCCACCGGGAAUCCACUAGUAGGGUUUGAUGGAAAGCGAAUGGAGCCCGUCGGCACGGUGGAGGUAGCGGUGCAUGCUGCCGAGAGGGUUUUGAUGGAAACCUUUGUAGUUGUUGAAAUUCAUCCCUCUUACAAUCUUCUAAUGGGCAGAGGGUGGAUCCACAGGGUUCGAGGUGUUCCUUCCACUCUGCAUCAGGUAAUGAGAUGCCUAGCACCAGACGGAACCAAAGUGAUUGACAUUCAUGGAGACCAAGUUGCAGCUAAAUAA